This is a messenger RNA of Ectocarpus sp. CCAP 1310/34, 1168 nucleotides long. Lineage: Eukaryota; Phaeophyceae; Ectocarpales; Ectocarpaceae. The record is from the annotation of a GenBank genome assembly.
AUGGCUACUGCUGCUGCUGCUGCCGUGUCUGCUGCUGCUCUUCGCCCCGAACUUGAAGUCGAAGUUACGGGGGCGUACACACCCCAAGAGCUCCUGCCCCAAGCCUACCGCCUCGGCCGUGACGCGGCCAACAAGGCGGGGUUUGAGUCCAGUCUUCCCAAGGUGAACUGCGUGGUCAAGAGACGGGAAUUCCGCCGCACGUUCACGCCCCCGGGAGAAGCUCAAGCGCACGAGGUUGCCGGAGAUGGGGAUUGUGCUUACCACGCCUUGCUGAAAGGUCUCCAGGCGAGUCUUGGACAAACGAACAUCCGUGUUCUAUGAAUGUCUGAUGGUAUGAAGAGUGCCCUCAAACACAGCAUCAUCUCCCACAUCCUAGGACCAUCAGCGUCGCAAGCGGUCAUGACCACUCUGCUUUCGACUGAGCAGACGCGUCGGGCUCGCGCUCUUCAGUGCACUGAAACUUUCCGGAUGCAUCCGUAUGAGCUGAACACACCUGAACCCGCGGACAAAGGCGUGAUGACCUACGGUUGGCUGGAUUCGAUAGGGCAAGAGAAGCUACGGACGGAGUGGCUGGACUUGUGCUGGCUUUCACUCAUCCCGGAAAUGUACGAGGGCAACAUGGCGGUUUGGGAGCCUAGCGGGAGAGGGUAGUUGGUGCAGCUGUACAAGAAGAUCAUGUGAGGCCUCUUUCUGUUUGACAAAAAAAUCAAGCACGACGAAGAGGGGCAUAAGUGGGUGCACCUGUUAUACCGCAGCGGGACGGGAGUAGUUGGGAAGCGAGAACCGAAGUUGGGGGUGACGAAAAUACGGUGUCUCGCCACAACCACUUCGACUUUCUAGAGCUCGGUGCCGACUUUGAGGCUGAGUUCGACGCUAUCAUCUCCGUCGCCCGGUCUGGAGGAGAGGGCGACGGCGACACUUCGCUGCCGUCACCUGUGCCGGUGAAAAGGAGGAGGGCGGCGGGGAGUGCGGAGACGACGUUGAAGCGGCAACGCACGAGCACGAAGAAGUCGCAGCUGGAAGCUGACGACGGGCCGCUGGCGCAAUCGAAGCGCAAUCGGACGGCGAAGAGCGAUGGGGGUAGCACAAAAAAACAAGGGCCAAGCGGAGAAAGCAAGGAAACGUCAGGGGGAGGUGGCGCGGCCGGCAGCACCGGGGGGGCAACUAC